UCACACGUGUUGGCUUCAUCAUUACUGGGCCAGUAAUCAGGACGAUGAAGUAUGAGGGCAUGAUGGAACUUUCAGCAAUGUUACCACUCCUACUGACCUGGAGUCAGUUCAUCGCUUCUUAUGGAAUCACAGUCAAUCCUCCUGUUAAUUUAGAGGUGACAGACCCUGGACACCUCGGUCAGCUUCAUAUACACUGGACACUUCCAGCAAGCCUGGAGAAUCUGACUGAUUGUUUAGUACGAUUCCAGCUCCAGUACUUCAACACUUAUGAAGAUACAUGGGCGAUAAUUAGGACCACGCAGCUGAGCUACAGCGCCCAGUUUGACCUGGAGAAGGAUGCACAUGUUAGAGUCAGCACCUUGCUGAGAGGGCCUUGUGUCAAUGGCUCAGAGGUCCAGAGCUUACCAGUGGAGGCGGUCCUGAAGCCCCAUCGCAAAGGGCCAAUGGGCUCAAAAGUCAAAGGUCUCAGCUGUAUCUUUUACCAGAAGGAGUACAUGGAAUGCACCUGGGAAAAGGGGGACAAGGAGCUUCCCCAUCCCCAGUACCGCCUGUUCUACUGGCACAGGGGAAUGCAGCAGGCGAUGGAGUGUCCAGGGUAUAUGUACUUACACGGAGCCCGGACUGGCUGCAGCUUCCCCUGGGAUUCGCUCAUGGAGUUCACAGACUUCAACAUCUGUGUCAAUGGCUCCUCUUCGCACGGCCCUGUCAGGCCGGCCUACUUCACCCUGCAGAUACAAGAUCACGUUAAGCCAGCAGCCAUUAAGACUCUGAGCCUGGAGGCUCUGCCCAGUGGAUACCUCCACUUGGAAUGGACCUUGUCCGCAGGAAAAAUCUCCGACAUCUGCUUGGAGUAUGAGGUGGAGUCCAGGCACAAGGGCUUAUUUGGGGAAUUACUGAGGAAUAUCACCAGGGAGACGACCUUGACCUCCCUCAGCAUGGAUCAGGGCAGGACUCACUGCUUCCGGGUCAGAUCCAGAGUGCACCAGUUCUGUGCUGACAGCAGCUUCUGGAGUGAGUGGAGCCAGCCAUCCUGCCUGUCAGGUACAACGCGGCGAAGCCAAACAGCCACGGAUGCCCUGCACGCCUCCGUCUCUCUCAUAGAAGUGGAGGAGGCAUACAAUCCCACAAAGGAGACCAUCCUGCUGUGCACGCUGGCCAUCUCUGUGAUUGCGGUCUUCACCCUCUCUCUCUGUCUCUGGAACGUCAGGAGAACGCUGAAGAUCCACAAAGGGAAGAAGGGUGUGUUCUUCUUUCCCUAUGGACCAAAGGGAGAUUUCACCAGUCCUUCUAUGGACGCAAAUGCAGUCUACGCUUAGAAAUAAACUGUUCAGUUUUUUUUUUCC
Molecule: messenger RNA, 1343 nt
Organism: Megalops cyprinoides (Indo-Pacific tarpon)
Lineage: Eukaryota; Metazoa; Chordata; Actinopteri; Elopiformes; Megalopidae
Product: interleukin-13 receptor subunit alpha-2-like
Exons: 9
Coding region: 45-1316 (423 amino acids)
Biological process (GO): cytokine-mediated signaling pathway
Cellular component (GO): external side of plasma membrane
Molecular function (GO): cytokine receptor activity; protein binding
Source: RefSeq, a predicted model, not a curated record